UACCUCCAUCCACACACUGCCUGCCCACUGCCACAACCACCACAAGGGCGAGAGAGCGGCUGCCAGCCAUGUCGCCGCGUACCACGUUCACGUUGCAGCUGCUCCUUGUCCUGGUGGUUGUGGGCUUGGCCUUGGCCGCAACCACCACGGCCGCUCCUGCGGUCCUCGGCGGAGGAAAGCACCACCGCGGCGUCCUCAGCACCCCCGUCCGCCGGCUCAAGCCGGACGUGCGGGUGUCUAAGCUCGGCGGCGGCGGCGCCGGCGCCGGCGCUGUCACCGUCACCUCCGUCGGCGAGGCGUUGAGUCUCUGGAAGAAUCUGACAGGAGCGCACUUCGUCAUCUACGUGACCGCCGGCACCUACGAAGAGCAUAUCACCGUACCAGAAGGGCGCAACAACGUGGUGCUUAUCGGCGAUGGCGUCGGCCGUACCAUCAUCACCGGAGCCCUGUCCGAUAGGACAGGGCACAACGUGAUGCAAUCGGCCACAAUGAGUGUGUUUGCUAAGGGUUUCAUGGCUCGGGACGUGACGAUUCAAAACACGGCGGGCGGGCCAGGCAUCAACCAGGCCGUGGCUCUCCGGGUCCAGGCUGACCGAACCGUGUUCUACCGGUGCCAGAUACACGGGUAUCAGGACACCCUCAUGGCCGAAUCGCACCUGCAGUUCUACCGUGAGUGUGAAAUAUCAGGCACCGUAGACUUUAUUUUCGGGGAUGCGACAGCCGUGUUUCAGGACUGCAUCGUCUUCGCACGCCGGCCGGCCGACGGCAAACACGACGUCAUCACCGCUCAAGGCCGCGGAGCACAUCUCGGUGGUUCUGGGUUCGUGCUGCAGAACUGCAGCAUCACCACGGCGCCAGGGGAGAGCCUCAACGGCGUCCAGACCUACCUCGGCCGUCCUUGGAACGACCACGCAACCGUGGUGUACAUGUUAUGCACCAUCGACGACAUCAUCCACGCGGACGGAUGGGUGGCUUGGAACAAGACCAACCCCAAGGAACGCGUCAAAGGCGGCGUCAUGCCCGGCCACGAGGGGCAUAUCUUCUACGGUGAGUUCGCGAACCACGGCGCCGGCGCCAAUGUCGACCACCGCGUCGACUGGCAUGGGUUUCAUCGCCUCAACGAGGCACAGGCUAGGCUGUAUGCGCCGGGGAGGUUCAUCCAGGGAGGCGCCUGGCUUCCCCAGACAGGGGUCCCACAUUACCUUGGCCUCCGUGAUGGUGAGUAGUGCAUCCAUCCAUCAUACCUGUCUGCCUGCUGCCGCCGUUUGAGAGCCAUCCGUUUGUUUCUCUAGUAGUAGUAUUGUCGAUGGAGUAGUAGUAGUAGUUCGUACAAGUACCGCGGGCGUAUUGUACGAGUGCGUAGAGGAGCUAGCAGCAGGAUAUGAUGGAUUCUUCAGCAGUCGGCCAAUUAGCUAGCUAUGUCCUAGCUAGCUUCUGAGCAUCAUUGGCCCAAUAAAGUAAGCAUGCAUGCGACCCCCUAGCUAGCUAGAAGCUAGGCCAGCAGUCCGUAGUAGCUUGUGAUCAGUGAUGUGUAUCAGUGUUGUUUGUGUGUGUGAUCAGAUCUGUCAUGUAUCCAUUGUUGAGCUAUUUGUCUUGGUGAUGUUUGCAACAAAAAGUGUGGUUGUUUGUGA
Messenger RNA from Aegilops tauschii subsp. strangulata, 1631 nucleotides. Its product is annotated as pectinesterase. The record is from RefSeq and is a predicted model, not a curated record. Lineage: Eukaryota; Viridiplantae; Streptophyta; Magnoliopsida; Poales; Poaceae. Gene Ontology annotation, biological process: cell wall modification. Gene Ontology annotation, molecular function: pectinesterase activity.